AGAGGUUUGGUGCGCUGGUUCGCCACCUCCUCUCGUCUCUCGUCUCUCUCUCUUCCCCUCACCUCCUGCACAAAAGAAGGGAACUAACAUGGUUGCAGCAGAGAGAGAAAGAGAAAGAAGAGAGAGAAAACUCCAGGGGGAUCUUUAAAGCCUGAGCACGCAUGAUCAAAGGUCAUCCCAGCUGAGCAGCAGAGCACCAGCCCCCGACCCCCCACCCUUUCUCUCUCCUCAAAGCUGUUUCCACCCCGUGCCCCGCCUCGGCCCUUUUGUCCCGGAGCAAUCAUUCACAGAUCCAGACAACUACCCACCGACCGCUCCCCCCUCUCUCUCUCUCCAAUCUGUUCAGCCUUUCACACUCCUCACUGGCUCACUCUCUCGCAUUCUGCGGUUCUGUAUUUCUAUAUAUAGAGUCCCCCUUCUCUGCCCUCAUCUUCCUUUGACCGGCAAAGCAAUGGAGAUUCUCCAUCUUCAUCGUCUGUUUCUAGUUCUUGCUCUUGUUCUUGGUUCGGGCCUGCCCUGUUUCCGUGCCGAUGUGGAUGGAAAUGGGCAGCAGCAGGAGAGGAGGACCUACAUCGUCCACAUGGCCAAAUCCCAAAUGCCGGCGGCCUUCCAGCACCACGCCCACUGGUACGACUCCUCCCUCAAGUCCGUCUCCGGCUCGGCCCAGAUGAUCUACUCCUACGACACCGUCGUCCACGGCUUCUCCGCCCGGCUGACGGCGGAGGAGGCCGGUUCGCUCGAGGCCCGGCACGGGAUCCUCGCGGUGAUGCCGGAGCUCCGGUACGAGCUCCACACCACCCGGACCCCCGAGUUCCUGGGGCUCGACAAGAGCAGCUCCCUGCUCCCGGCGUCGGAGUCGGUGAACGAGGUCGUCGUCGGGGUGCUCGACACCGGGGUUUGGCCCGAGAGCAAGAGCUUCGACGACACGGGGCUCGGGGCGGUGCCGAGCGGGUGGCGCGGCGCGUGCGAGUCCGGCACCAACUUCACGGCGGCCAACUGCAACCGCAAGCUCAUCGGGGCGCGGUUCUUCUCCAAGGGGUACGAGGCGACGAUGGGCCCCAUCGACGUCUCGAAGGAGUCGAAGUCGGCGAGGGACGACGACGGGCACGGCACCCACACGGCGUCGACGGCGGCCGGGUCCGCUGUGGACGGCGCCAGCCUCUUCGGGUACGCCCCCGGGACGGCGCGCGGGAUGGCCACGCGCGCCCGGGUCGCCGCCUACAAGGUGUGCUGGCUCGGCGGCUGCUUCAGCUCCGACAUACUGGCGGCGAUGGAGAAGGCCGUCGUCGACGGCGUGAACGUCCUCUCGCUCUCCCUCGGCGGCGGGUCGCCGGACUUCUACCGGGACAGCGUCGCGAUCGGCGCGUUCGCGGCGGCGGAGAAGGGCAUCUUCGUCUCCUGCUCCGCCGGGAACGCCGGCCCGAGCUCCAUGAGCCUCUCCAACGUGGCGCCGUGGAUCACCACCGUGGGCGCGGGCACACUGGAUCGGGACUUCCCCGCUUACGUCACCCUCGGCAACGGGAAGAACUUCUCGGGGGUGUCGCUGUACAGCGGGAAUUCCAAGGGGACGCUUUUGCCCUUCGUCUACGCCGGUAAUGUCAGCAACGCCACCAACGGUAACCUCUGCAUGAUGGGCACCCUGGACCCGGCGAAGGUCAAGGGCAAAAUCGUCCUCUGCGACCGCGGGGUGAACGCCCGGGUCCAGAAGGGUUCGGUCGUGCAGCUCGCCGGCGGCGCCGGGAUGGUCCUCGCCAACACCGCCGCGAACGGCGAGGAGCUGGUGGCGGACGCCCACCUCCUCCCCGCCACCGCCGUCGGGGAGAAGUCCGGCGACGCCAUCAAGAUGUACCUCUUCUCGGACCCGAACCCGACGGCCACCAUUCUCUUCGAGGGGACCAAGGUGGGGAUCCAGCCGUCGCCGGUGGUGGCGGCGUUCAGCUCCAGGGGCCCGAACUCCAUCACGCCGGCGGUCCUGAAGCCCGACAUGAUCGCGCCGGGCGUCAACAUCCUCGCCGGCUGGACGGGGGGCAUCGGCCCGACGGGGCUCGCGGUGGACGACCGCCGCGUCGCGUUCAACAUCAUCUCCGGGACAUCGAUGUCGUGCCCGCACGUCAGCGGCCUCGCCGCCCUCCUCAAGGCGGCCCACCCCGACUGGAGCCCCGCCGCCAUCAGGUCGGCGCUCAUGACCACCGCGUACGUGGCCUACAAGAACGGCGGGAAGCUGCAGGACGUGGCGACGGGGAAGGACUCGACGCCGUUCGACCACGGGGCGGGACACGUGGACCCCGUGUCCGCCCUCAAUCCGGGGCUCGUCUACGAUCUGACGGUGGAGGAUUACCUGGGCUUCCUCUGCGGGCUCAACUACACGUCGUCCCAGAUCAACACCCUCGCCCGGAGGAACUACACUUGCGACCCCAGCAAGAGCUACAGCCUGUACGACCUGAACUACCCGUCAUUCGCGGCGAGCUUCGACUCGACGAGCGGCGGACCCACCACGAUCAAGUACACGAGGACGCUCACCAAUGUGGGCGCCGCCACGGGGACGUACAAGGCGACGGCGUCGUCGGGCUCGGCCGGGCUGAAAAUUGCGGUCGUGCCGGACACCCUGAGCUUCAGCAAGGCCGGGGAGAAGAAGUCCUUCACGGUGACGGUGACGGGGAGCGCGAUGCCGGCGAGCACGAACGCCUUCGGGCAGCUGGAGUGGUCGGACGGGAAGCAGACCGUCCGGAGCCCGAUGGCAUUCAGCUGGGCUUAGAAGAAGAAAGAGAUUUAGGGAUUGAAUUGGGUCACUCGCUCGAAGAGGAGUGCGUGAAAUUCUAGGGAAAGAAAAGAUUGGAUUGACAAGGAGGCGUGUUCUUUUCUCCAGCAAAAUAAUAUGCGAACCUGAAGCGCUAAGUGUUUCGAUGUUUGACUAUCCUGUCCGAGGAACCAGAAAGGCAUGAAAUGUUAGCAAACAGGGGAUUUUUUUCUUUAGCAUUUUUCUUUCCGUUAAUUUACAGUGUAUAGCGUCGUUGACAGCAUUAUGUAUUGGACUGUGCAAGUUCUUUAGCCUUUCGGCAUCGAAAGCACUGAAGUUAUAUGGAUGGAGGUGAUGGCAAUUUGGCA
This is a messenger RNA of Eucalyptus grandis, 3105 nucleotides long. Its product is annotated as subtilisin-like protease SBT1.7. Gene Ontology annotation, biological process: proteolysis. Bases 452 to 2755 code for a protein of 767 amino acids. The record is from RefSeq and is a predicted model, not a curated record. Gene Ontology annotation, molecular function: serine-type endopeptidase activity. NCBI's taxonomy places the organism in Eukaryota, Viridiplantae, Streptophyta, Magnoliopsida, Myrtales, Myrtaceae. The transcript has a single exon.